Messenger RNA from Penicillium atrosanguineum, 2325 nucleotides. Its product is annotated as M13 family metallopeptidase. The transcript has 6 exons. The record is from RefSeq and is a predicted model, not a curated record. Gene Ontology annotation, molecular function: metalloendopeptidase activity. Gene Ontology annotation, cellular component: plasma membrane. The coding region runs from base 1 to 2325 and encodes 774 amino acids. NCBI's taxonomy places the organism in Eukaryota, Fungi, Ascomycota, Eurotiomycetes, Eurotiales, Aspergillaceae. Gene Ontology annotation, biological process: protein processing.
AUGGCACCCUCAUUUCCAAGUGACAACAACCCGGAGUUAGUCUACAUGAGGGCAGCUGAGAUCGACGAGAAGCAAGCUCUCAUAGACACUGAGAAUGGCUUCAUUGUCGAAAAUUCUCGUCCAUCUGUCCCUUUGAGAAGGCGAGGUCUGUGUCGGAGAACCCACCCCCUGUGGAACCUUGUGAAGGUCGCUGCCACGAUUGGCUCGAUCGGCAUGCUGAGCUACGGCGUGAUCAAGUACUCUGAUAACACGCCCGGCGAGCCACGCACUCCACGCCCGCAAGCGCCUGCCUUCUGUGACUCGCCGCAAUGUAUUCACGCCGCAUCUGAGAUUCUUAACAACCUUGAUCCCAACUAUGAAGACAUUAAUCCUUGCACCAAUUUCGACCAGUAUGUCUGCGGUGGGUGGCGUGAGCUGCAUGACAUGCGCUCCGACCAAGGCUCGAUCUUUGCCGGCACGAUCAUGGAGGAGAAUUCUCAGACUAAACUCCGCCAUAUCCUGGAGCAAUCGGAAGCUCCUGAUUCUUCAGAUGAUGAAAACUUCAAGAAGCUCAAAUUGGCUUAUGAUGCAUGUUUGGACGAAUCAACCGUCAGAAGCCGUGGUAGCAAGCCCUUGGAUGAGAUGUUGGCUAAGCUGCAGGGCAUCUAUCCUACGAAAGGUGGGCUUGUUUCGGGCUCGCAGCACCAUCUUACCAGUGCACUGUUAUAUCUCAUGAAGUCCGGUGUUGAAGCCUUGGUGUCUUCCGGCGUUACUCCUGAUGAUCGAGACCCAGACAAUGUGGUGAUCAUGGUAACACCGCCUCGGGAGAUUGGUCUCCCAGCGAUCGAGUAUUACAACAAUACGGAGCUGGUAGCUCACUACACUGCUGUCAUGAAGGAAGUUCUUCAAGGAUUCUCGGGAAGCGACAAGAUUGCCGAGAACAUUGUGGCUUUUGAAACGAAGCUCGCGAAUGUGACGCCCGAUACGGCCACUCAGGAAGAUGUCACCAAGUAUUACAACCCGCGUAGCAUCAAGGAAAGCGAUUCAAUGAUCCCCGAGAUCUCGUUUUCGGAGAUUCUUGCUGAGCUGGCACCCCAUGACUACCAAGGCGAUCGCCUGAUUAUUGGCUCACCCUCAUAUAUGAAGGCACUAUCUGAGAUCUUGAACGAUACAUCCUGCGAGACUGUAUCGUUCUUCCUGCAGUGGAAAGCCAUUCAGGCGUAUGCCGACAAGAUCGAGGAUGACAAGGUGGCUCCCUUGAAACGAUUCAAGAACACGCUAGAAGGCAAGGACCCGCAGGCGACCCAGGAGCGCUGGCGCAAGUGCAUCAAAACUCUCGAUGAAGGCCUUGGCUGGAGCUUGAGUCGUUUCUACAUCCUAGACUCGUUCUCCGAGGCGUCCAAAAAACUUGGUGACCAGAUCGUUUCAGACAUCAAGGAACGGUUUGUAUUCACCCUGGAUCAGACUGAAUGGAUGUCUCCGGAUGUCCGGAAGCUGGGCAUCCAGAAGGUGGGGAACAUUAUUCAAAAAAUUGGAUACCCUACCAAGAGCCCCAAUUUGAUGGAUCCGGCAGAUAUUGAGAAGUACUACCGCGAUUUGGCAGUGUCUGAAGAUACUUAUUUCGAGAACGAAGUGGCCGUAAACAAGUUUGAUCUUGAGAACGAGUGGUCCAAGCUGGGCAAGCCGACGGACCGUGAUGAAUGGGACAUGUCGGCGCCUACAGUCAAUGCCUAUUACAACCCCCCAGGAAAUGAGAUCGUAUUUCCUGCAGGCAUUAUGCAGCCACCGACAUUCUACGGACCAUCGGCACCACUAUAUCUAGCAUAUGGUGCAUUCGGUGCAGUCAGUGGCCAUGAGCUGUCGCACGCUUUCGAUUCCACGGGCCGCCAUUAUGACGAAACCGGAAACUACACAAACUGGUGGGACGACAAGACUAUUGAGGCCUUUGAGGAGCGCGCUCAGUGCUUUAUUGAUCAGUACUCCGAUUUCACUGUGGAGGGUCCUGGAAAUAAGGUCCUCCACGUCAAUGGACGCCUGACUCUCGGUGAGAACAUUGCCGAUGCUGGUGGCCUGACCGCUGCAUUCCAUGCAUGGAAGAAGCACGACGAUGUCAAGUCUGAUCUUCACCUCCCGGGUCUAGACGCCUUCACCAAAGAGCAGCUAUUCUUUAUUUCAUACGGAAACUGGUGGUGUGGGAAGACCACCAAGGAGGCAGCUGAGAGGGCCAUCUACACCGACCCACAUGCGCCCAAAUCGGCGCGGAUCAUUGAAACCAUGGCCAAUUCUCGAGAGUUCAAAGAAGCAUUCCAGUGCCCGGAUAAGAAGCCAGUUUGCGAGCUUUGGUAG